AUGGCAAACCAAGCUCCAGGCAGAGAUGCAGCUGGAGGUGGACGAGGCGUCUUCCGAUCACAGCUGCAAAUUCAGGAAAGCCGCGAAGGACAUCAGGAGGAGGUGAAAUUGCCAACUUUGGAGUCAGAAGACAGUGAGAGCUUGAGCUCUGCGUCUUCCAUCUUCCAGCAGGGCCGGGUUCCCAUCAGCUGGCUGGUGUCCGACAGCGGCUCUUCUGCUCACGACCGAUCAGAGCGGGCGUCUGGCGGCAAAGAUUCCCAACACACGUCAAGCUCAUCGAGCGCAGAGCAGCAAGCCGCUCGUCUUGGAGGAGGACGAGUGCAAGACCUCCCUGACAGCCUCAGUGGCAGAGGCAAGAGUCAAUCCGUGCAGGCCGGCAAGACUGGCUACUCUUCGUCGUCCUGGUUUGCGACGACCUUCGAAGAGUCUGAGAUGGAGGACCUGGCAGCUACGCAGGAGAAGAAGGGCUCAGCCCGUGGCUCUGGCUCUUCCUCCGGCGUGCUGACGGGCGUGGCAGCGCUCGACUUUGUCUCGGAGCAGUCGGGGAACUCGCAGACAAAGGAGGAUGAGGAGAUCCCGGAGGAUGUAGAGCAGCGCUGUAUGGACAUUCUCAUGAACCUUCCUCUGGAUGAUGAGGGCCGGGUGACGUCUCUGGGCAGCCAGUCUCACAAAAGUGGAACCUGCAAGCCCUGCGCCUACUGGUUCAAGAGAGCCUGCAAGCAUGGCGUAGCUUGCUACAACUGCCACAUCGCCCACGAGGGCCAGAAGCCGAAGAGACUGAGGUCAUCGAAGGCAAAAAUCCACAAGGAGAUCGGCGACUCGAGUAUCCCGGAGGAGGGCGAGUUGAGUCAGAAAGACUACAAGAAGAACACGGCUGAUCGGGCCAUUCCUUCGACUCCCGGCCGUGUCGGUGGUGAGAGCGUGGAUCUGAAGGUCACAGCGGCUGUCCUGAAGCGAGUAUCCAUGGCUCGUGGUUUCAAGGUGACAGAGCCACCGAGCGCAAAUUAUUCAGUGGACCCGGCGAGAUCUCGUACGAAGACAUCCCUCUGA
Messenger RNA from Symbiodinium sp. CCMP2456, 1050 nucleotides. The record is from the annotation of a GenBank genome assembly. Lineage: Eukaryota; Dinophyceae; Suessiales; Symbiodiniaceae.